GGAAACUUUGAAGAAGCAGGAUCUACUCAGGAAGGAAACUAUAAGAAACAUAUUUUCUUUUUGCUUAGAAUUUAAGAAGGAAAGAAAAAAAUCGAAACUUUAGUCACUCUUUUCAUCAGCUAAACAUGUGCUUUUCUCACUGAGCCGGGACGCUGUAUAACAGAGGAUCUACUUUAUCUCACUGGAUCCAUGCUACGUUUUACUACACAUGUUCGUGAGGAAGAAGUGCAGAUAUGGAUCACGUAAGCUGCAGUUUCUCUUGUUGUUCCUGACGCUGGGCUUUCUGUUACUGAUGGUUACGACGCUGAAUCCACCACCCAGCAACCAGAGCAAGGAAGGGACCUUCCAGCCCGUGGAGUUCAACCUCCGGGAAGGGAAUCGCAUGGACUUUGCGGAGACCCAGGAGCUGCUGGACACCCAGGAGGAGAGCCAGCAGUACUACCCUCUGGAGGGGCUCUCGCCCUUCAUCUCCCUGCGGGAGGACGAGUUGAUCGCGGCCGUCGUCGUGUCGCCCACCGGCAAAAGGAACCACAGCAAGGCCAGGAAGGGAUACCGCGUGGUGGGGCAGCCGGGCAGGCGGCCCGAGGGGAGGGCAGGGGGGGACCCCGA
This is a messenger RNA of Apaloderma vittatum (bar-tailed trogon), 609 nucleotides long. Its product is annotated as polypeptide N-acetylgalactosaminyltransferase 15-like. The annotation marks the transcript as partial. The record is from RefSeq and is a predicted model, not a curated record. The transcript is spliced from 2 exons. NCBI's taxonomy places the organism in Eukaryota, Metazoa, Chordata, Aves, Trogoniformes, Trogonidae.